GCCUUUCUGCUCCUCCAGACGGGCUGAGGCCUAAGGGGGCUCUCCUGGUUCACUUCAGCUGAACUUUAGCAGAGCCGUAGAUAUACCCCCCCACCAACCCCCCAAAUAACCGAGGAGGAGUUGGAGCCUUAAGCUGCUCUGCUCUCUCGCUUGUUCUCGGCUCCAAAUGCCGCUCUGAGGCCUCUUGCCAGGGUCGUAAUAAGCACUUUCUCCCACCCUAAUGAACAGCCUGAGCUUGGGCCGUCAGAAAGGAGGAGAAAAUAUCGGCAAUAUUCAUUUGAAAAGAUGAUCCCCACCACGGAAAGCCGGAAAGAACAAGCUUUUUUUUUUUCUUUUCGUUUUUUUGAAGAGUUAAUUUAGUGCCUCCUUUCUUCGGUAGCCGGUUCUCUGAGAAAUGGGCUGCCAUUCUCACAAAUCCUUAUGGCUUGGAUGGACUUAGGAGAAACGUCUUCUCAAGAAGAAGGUUUGUUACCAGCUGAACACGAGACCAUGGAGGAAAAUUUCUCUACUGAAAAAAGUAUAGGCAGCAUAAAGCAGUGUGCUAAAAAUACUUCUAGACCCAAACAGCCUGACAAGUGCUCUGAACAUGUAAAUAAUUUUUCUCUUAGUGGACCAACUUGGAUUCCAGUGGGACAGAAAGGGUCUGUAAGUAAGUCCACCUCUGUUUUGCAGUCCAAGGUUAAAGCUCUUAAAGAGAAAAGGAACCUCAUAAACAAGCGUACUGAAGCAACAUCCCAGGAAGAGGCUUCUCUAAGGAAGCUUAAAGAAUGGAAGGGAAAACCACCAAGAGACCCUGUUCUUCAGAAUGCAGUAGUGGAGCCACAAGCUCAAAUCCGCACUUACUUGACAGAUGUGCUGCUGGAUAGCACUGAGUAUCCACAUCAGAUGCAGAAGGAAUUUCAGGAAACAAGCCUUCCAGAUCCAUACAUCAAUGAUUUUGAAACACAAUCUAUGGUAACAGGAGAGUCCACAGGCAUAAGCCCACCAAAGGAAUUCAGGAGGCUCCCAGGAAGAAACAUACCAGAUAAAAAUAAUUCUUUAGGAAGCUCCACGAAAAAGGUACCCUUAAGUGCCAUCUCUGGAACUGGCUCUUUAAAGGACCUUUCCUUUAUCCCAACAUCUUUUGAAGAAACAAAUGGUAGAGAAGACCAUCUAAUUUGGCCUAAGGAGUUUGACAGCAAUUCUAUGAAAAAGAAUGACACCUCUGAGAUGGCAUCAAUUGGGAGGAUUUGGAGAACGGAGAGCUGGGACAGUCUUGGCAGUAGCAGCAGCAAUGUCAGUACUUUGUCUUUAGCAGAGAGAGUGGAAAGAAACCGAACUAAGUUGCAAGAGAUGCUGAGCAUAUCACAGUUGAACAGAAGUUAUUCGCAUGAACCGCAUACUUUGGAUACUUACCAGAAAGAAAUCCAACAUCUUGGGCCUAAUAAUGAGAUUAUGCCAAAUGAUGGAGCCUGGGAUUGUAAUGUCUCCUUACAGGAUUCUGAAGGCUAUCGGGUCUUUGUUCCUAACCAAAAGCUGGAGCUGAGCCCCAGGCAUGAACAGGCCAAGCAGCUGCUACAGAGAGCUCGCAUGAAGGCCAGGACAAACCCGCUCCGAGCUAGCCAUAACAUCCUGCUUACUGCCCCCCCAGACAAGAGGGGUACCUGUAGAUCUUCUGUUGCAGACACAAAAGACUUUGUUUUGAAGGAUGGAAACAGCCACAUUAGUGGAAACCAGAGUGAUUCUUCUAGUGGUGACUCCAGCUAUGGGCAGCAGAGGAAGCAAGGACCAUCUUCUUCUCGGGUGCGUUUUGAGGAUGAAUCUGCAAGGGAUGCUGAAGUUCGCUAUUUGGAACGUCUGCAGCAACGUCAGAAACGGCCCUUAGAUUCAAUUCUGUUAUCUCUUGGCCAGGGCCCACUGCUCUCCAAACCAUAUCUUGCUGACUAUAUAAAUGGCGACCUCCAGCGUAAAGAGAGUAGCAUCAACAAACCUAGCUGGGAACAUCAAAGCAUGGGACAAGGAGCCAAAAUGCAUACUCACCAGAGCAAUGAAGGAAGCUCUGAAAAAGGGAAGCCUCCUCAAUUCAAUAAAGAAAGCAAGUGUAAUGCCUGUGGAUCUUAUAUCAACAAUUCAGCAGACACUAGAGUCAACCAAACUGGGAAUGGCAAACCUGAAAUUGCCAAUGUCCUUCCUGGAGGUAGUGAUAUUGUUCACACUAAUGGAAACAAGGAGCUCGGUGCUUCCCAGGAGAACUCACGGACAAAGCCUCUAGGUCCCAAAAGGACUCCAUUGUGGAUCCUUCCUUCUCGGCAGCGUGUUUUUGCAGAAUGCACCAGGGAGACGUAUAUUGGCGAAGUUACUAGCAGUGAAGAUAUGGACUCAGCUUUAGGCAGCACCACUGACACAUCAGACAGCUACAGGACAGACAGUGAAGAAGCUGGCAUCAACAGUCUGCAAUUUGCAAUAAAAAAUUGUCAUGGUGUCCCUAGAUCAUUGUGUUCUUCAGAGAAGAAAGCCAACACUGUUACCAGGGACGGGAAAUGGGGAAACAGCAGCUGCAAAACUAGUAAAGAAAUUACCCGGUGUAACAUUCCUAACGUAAGCAGAUCGGAAAUUGGGUCAGGUACUGAUGAAGCACAAAUUUGUAGCUUGCAAGGGGCCUCUGAGGUAAAAGAUCAGGAUGCUCAGGUAGCCAUUCCAGGAAACAAACAGCAAAUGAAUCUGAGUCAUAUAGAGAAGGAAGACAAAGACAAAGCACAAACAAAGGUACCUGGUGCCCAACUGAGAGAACCCAUAUCUCCCAUCUAUUCUCAGCAGUUGGUUUUCCAAGAUGGUAUAAAAGUUCCUGUGAAUAGGCCAGUCAAACAUUUAUGCCAAACCAAGCAGCCUACAAAGCAGGUGGCCACUACCAACAAUUUAAUGAAUCUAAUACCAGCACCCCCUGCUACUGGGAAAGUUCACUCCUCCCCAAUGUCUUACAGGAGAGCUGUUUUAACAGGCAGCCACAAAUUGAUCAAACAGGAUCCUGGACAUAUAAAUAAAACUAACGAAUUAUCAGUUUCAGCUGCCUAUUCUGAUUUCCAGGAUGUGGGUGUAUCUGGGCUAGAGGAGCAUAAUGGCCAGCAGAAUCCAGGGAUAUUCUCUAAACAUUUGGCUUUGUCCUCCAAUAAUCACAACAACAUAUCUACCAAGCCAGAGCCCCAAACCAUAAUAACGGGCAGAGAUGAGCAACUUGAGGAGAGUGAGAAGAUGAGAAAAAAUCAAGUAGGUCCAUCAUCCUCCACAUGUGGUGUUCCCCCUGUUGCUCCCAAUAUCAUCAGUUCCACUGCUAUUAACCUCUCCCUGACAACUGAAGAGACCAACUUGACAAACUCCACUCAGUCAAUCAGCAGAGAAGCUCCAGUAGCAGAUAUGCAGAAGAUAAAACCUGGGCAAGCAAAUAUUAUUCAGUGCAAACACUUAGAAGUCUACCCUCAGCCAAAGAAACAGCAAUCCAGCAAGAAAGAAGUCUCUUCUACAUCAGGUUUAAAAAAAUUCUUCACCACUCUGAGUCAGAGCACCAAACAACGAUUGGGCAGAUUCCGAUGUUAUAGCAUGGAACAGAUUUCUAUGCUAGAAUCAGGAGCUGCCAAGCCCAAUUUGGAAACUGGUCCAGAUACCAUUUGUUCUCCAAAAAUGAAGAAAGUACCUUCCUUACAAUCCUUGCAGAGGGUGUCACCUUUCUGCCAACCAAGAAAAGCCUCAUCUGUUCAAAAUCUGCAUUCUUUUUUGGGCAAGAAUAAUCGGUCCAAUGUUUACCUGGUGGGGGAACCUAAGGAUGAGGAAGCUUCUUCUAACAGGGAUACAAGGACUCAGCAGAGAAGAUCCCUCAGUGUGGAAGACAUUGGGUCUCCUAAUUUAGCGAGAAACGUUGGGCGGGUGGUAGCAGUUUUUCCAGAUGGAACUAGUCAAUUAGAAUUGCAGCGGUCCCAACAAGGAAACUUUGGGUUUCGUGUUUCUUCAGGGAAUGGUCGUCCUGAUACAGGUAUCUAUGUCCAGGAGAUGGCAGACACUAGUACAGCUAAACUCUAUGCUGGACUGCUAGAAGUUGGGGAUGAGAUACUUGAAGUAAAUGGUGCCAAGGUUGCUGGGCUGGGCCUAGCCCGGAUCAAUGAACUGCUCUUGUGGGCAGAGACACUCUCCCUUCGAGUGCUGAAGCAGAGACCUGUCCGGCAGUAGCAGAAGAGGAGAUCGUUGUGAGGGAAGCCUGAAUGGGCAGCUUUGCCUUGUGAACAGGGCAAAGCAGUUCUGGUGCUUAUUAAGCCGACUUGAGACUUGGAGUUUGCAUCCUUGUCUCAGUGUUUUUAUGACUUGGAUGUGGAUGGAGGCACAAACCAACCCCAUGGGUUAUUCUGUAAUGGAAGCUUGUAUCUACUGAAUAUUUAAUUUAUGCAAAGAUUAGUCAUGCAAUGUGGACUCUGUCCAUCAUCAAGAAAUAGGAAUUAGUUAUCUGGCACCUCCCUGUACAAAUAAUUUGGAGGGGGGGGAGAGAGAGGGGGAAGGAAGCAUCAGGUAACAAUUUGUGGAUAAAGACUUAUCUUUUGACCAGCAACAUCCCCACAAACUCUUUAUCUAAAAAUUGGAGGAUGCUGGAUCAUCUUAAAUUCUUUAAUUUGUAUUAAAAUACCCAUAACAAGUUGGGUUUGUUCAUAAAUUUCAUUAAAACAUUCAAGCUAAUACUUUUUCUAGAAAUGCGGAGGUUGUUUACUACAUUGGAGAGAUGCUAAAGCAUUAAGUGAUCCCUACUGUGGAAAUCUUAUCUCUCCCGCUCCACACCCUUUAUUUAUAAGGAAAUAUUCUAUGAUUUGGGAGUCUUUAAAGAAGUUAGAUUUCUUUACCAGAAAAUCUACAGUUCCUUUACAAACCUUAAGAGUCUUUACAGGCA
Messenger RNA from Notechis scutatus (mainland tiger snake), 4903 nucleotides. The record is from RefSeq and is a predicted model, not a curated record. NCBI's taxonomy places the organism in Eukaryota, Metazoa, Chordata, Lepidosauria, Squamata, Elapidae.